AUGAAACUCAGAAGCAGUGUUCUGAAUCCAUAUUGCACUCUAAAGAACAUCUGUAAUCUCACAUUGUCAACUAGAGUGUUCAAUGUAAUAACCAAGAAUACUGUGUCGGGUGCUAUUGAAUUGGGAAUGAUAUUCAAUAAUGUCAGACGUUUCUGUAUGUACACACGGUGCAACAACUAUGGGAAUAAUAAAGAUAAUUCAUUAAGAACACAACAAUGCAAAUCGAUCGUACGAUAUAUGCCGAAUCUCGAAUCAUUGUUACUCUAUCAGUUAUUCUUUUAUCAAGAUGCAUUUCAAACGAUAAAAACAUUGCCACACCUGACUUCACUCGAUCUUUCCUCCUCUCAAAUCGACAAUGACAUGAGCUUCACAUCGGAUCUUAUAUCGAACUCCAUCAAGAAGUUGAAACUACCUUUGGGAGUAACCAAUAGAUACCAGAGUAUACUUUCUGAUCAACAUCAAAUCACCACGUUUGGAAUGGGAAAUAUCAAAGAGUUACAAAUUCAAAUGUUAAGCAGUCACCUAACGCAUUUAACCAAACUGAUUAUACACAAUUUCUCUGAGAAAGUUGAAACUUCCACACUCCCUAAUUGGCUUCAAAUAUUUGAGCAUCCUACCUGGCAACAGUCAAGUUACAACAUUCAUAUUCCAAUAAAACCAGACAACUCAGUACUCAAGAAUAUCAGUCAUUUAACACUUACAAUUGAAAUCUUCAAUGAAAUCAACUACAAAUUAGCUUUGUGUUCAUAA
Molecule: messenger RNA, 750 nt
Organism: Heterostelium album PN500
Lineage: Eukaryota; Evosea; Eumycetozoa; Acytosteliales; Acytosteliaceae
Exons: 3
Coding region: 1-750 (249 amino acids)
Source: RefSeq, a predicted model, not a curated record